Komagataella phaffii GS115 is the source of this 1467-nucleotide messenger RNA. RefSeq lists its product as hypothetical. The record is from RefSeq and is a predicted model, not a curated record. The coding region runs from base 1 to 1467 and encodes 488 amino acids. Lineage: Eukaryota; Fungi; Ascomycota; Pichiomycetes; Pichiales; Pichiaceae. The transcript has a single exon.
AUGGAGGAACUCAGCAACUUAGAUAUACUAGUAUAUUUGGUCAUCACGGUGUAUUGUAUAAUUACCGAAUCAGGGCCGUUAGCCUUUCUCUCUCUACUACGUUCCUCAGCGUUUUAUGACUUCUUAGUUCUUCCACUAGAUGUGCUUCUGAACAGAAUCGUAAAGCCAUUCGAAUUCCAACCUCCUUUUUCACAAAGAUGCACUUGUAUGGAAUACACAGUCUCCAAAGCCCUCAAGCAUAGUCUGGAGUCAAUUCAUACUCCCAAUGAUCCUUCCACAGUAUUUUUUUCCCCAAGAGUUCACCGACUUUUCUACUUGUAUCGAGCAUACAGGCAGGGAUUCCAAGGUUUGGGCGAUAUCAUAUAUUCGGACUCUUAUGGAAACGUAGACGGGUUGUCCAAUGACUCUGAUAGUGAAUCAUUGCAACCUGUUCCUGGACUAUGGAUUAAAUCAAAAAGCAGAUCCAACAGUAACCAUGAUCUGAUAUUGUACUACAUUCCAAAUGGUGCAUUUAUUGUUGGUGGCCCCAACUUCUAUGUGGAGUUCUUGUCAACAUUUUUAGUCUUAUUGGAACAACAGGGGUUCCAAAAUCCUGCAGUAUUUCUUCCUGAACUUCCUAAGGUACCUGAUGCAAUGUUUCCCCGUGGAUUGUUCCACGUCUUGAAAGGUUGGCAAUAUAUUACAGAGUCCAAUCCCUCAGCAAGAACGGUACUUUGUGGAGAUUCAACUGGGGCCACCAUAGCAUUGAGCUUGCUACUGUUUAUUGGAACACCAGAUUUUUCAAUUUUCAGUAACAUAGAUGAUGCCCAGGAUGCCAAUUGCCCUGUACCACCACACCCUGUUUCACCCCUUGGAUUAGUCGCAGAUAAACAUGACGAUGAUAAACUUCCUUCUGCGUUCAAAAUAACGAAAAAGUCGAUAGAAAAAGUGGAGAGCGCAAAUUUGAAGCUACCUGAUACUGCUCUCAUCAUCUCUCCAAUUCUAAACUAUUUCAUCACGGAGCAGGAUAGCAAUAGUGAGGGAAACCAUAAUUCUGACUACAUUACUCCCCAGCUAAUAACGCAAUGGCGAAAAUUAUUCAUUCCAGAUCAGCUCACACACUCCCCUAAAGAUGGUUAUCAUAGCCCUGGUCUUUGUACAGAUGAAUCGUGGUGGGCUAAGAGCUUCCCUCCAGCAGGAAUGAUUCUCAGUUACGGGAGCGAAGAGUAUUUCCGUCCCGAAUUAGACCAGUUUUCAAAGCUUAUCAAAGGUAUCGGGAGGACCAAAGUAGACUGCCAUGAAGCACAUAUUCAUAGUUGGCCGUUACUUCUUUUCUACACCGAAAAGACUCCAGAGGACAGAGAAGAAAGUGUAUUCAUGUUCUCCGGAAUAAUCUCCCGAAUGCUAUUAUGGCAUACCGAAAGCUAUCUGGCACUCAAUUCAAGAGAGCCAGUAAAUGUGUUAACCAUAGAUGAUGAUCAUACCUAG